This is a messenger RNA of Anneissia japonica, 834 nucleotides long. RefSeq lists its product as uncharacterized. Lineage: Eukaryota; Metazoa; Echinodermata; Crinoidea; Comatulida; Comatulidae. The coding region runs from base 16 to 834 and encodes 272 amino acids. The record is from RefSeq and is a predicted model, not a curated record. The transcript has 2 exons.
GGAUUUUAUUCAAAUAUGACUCGGCAAGAUUUAUGUAGGUCGUAUAAGGUUUAUCGCCAGACGCAGUCAAGCGGCCGAAUUGCUCUGAAGAAAAAUACGAGCAGUAUUAAAAUGACAGCUUCAGCGUUCUGCGUUAAUUCUCUAAUACAUUCUGGUGAGAACGCUCCAGUUUUGAAACCAUCGGCGGCGAGCGAUAUUCAGACGGCGGCUCUUGCCACCUCAAAAUGUGGCAGCUUUGCCACGAAAUUCUCAGAUUCCGUAACGCAAGCUGCCGGAGUCCACAACAAUCUUUCGAGCACCCCUGCAACGAACAUGUACUCUUUCCCUACAGAUCAGCCCGGGUAUGCCAACCCUUGGUAUUUUUCAUGCGACACCCAGCACUACACGUCUGUCCCGAUGACUGGUAUCGGGGAGGACUAUGAUCCGACAGCCUACCCCUAUAUGGGUACACAAAAGAACUAUGAUACAGGGUUAAGUAGUUAUUACUCUCUUUCGAAACAAUCAUACGAUCGCUAUGCGAACCCUGGCUCUACAAUGUAUACACCGCACAGUGGCGCUAGCUUGGGCCCAGCCUACACCAGCACGUUCAGCCGAUACAACAGUACAGCAACUGCAGCAGAAGAGAAACGCUAUACAACUUUUUCCAAUUUCGACAGUCAGACGUAUCCCGCAACAUGUAAAACUGGACGCAAAACGUCAACUUUUACGCCGUCAUCACCGUCUUCAUCACCACCUCCGAUAACAACAAAGGACACGGGAUCGACGGACGGAGGAAAAUCAGAUAAAGAAGAAGGUAAGCUGAUCUGUUUAUUUAAUCAAACUCAAAAAGCCUAA